Messenger RNA from Mytilinidion resinicola, 843 nucleotides. RefSeq lists its product as uncharacterized. NCBI's taxonomy places the organism in Eukaryota, Fungi, Ascomycota, Dothideomycetes, Mytilinidiales, Mytilinidiaceae. Bases 1 to 843 code for a protein of 280 amino acids. The record is from RefSeq and is a predicted model, not a curated record. The transcript has 3 exons.
AUGGAAGAGCAUCCGACUAACGCCGCCGCCGGCCUAGGCGCCCUGCUUCCGCCACCGAGCUCAUCGCAAGCACCCGUGCACCCCGUGGCCUCCCAUUCUGCCAGGCAAGAUCGCAUCAAGGAACAUGAGCUGGCUUUCUUACACAUCAUCUACAAUACUUUCCAAGAACAGCGAGCAAAGGCGCUGGUCUCUUCAGAGGCGCAUAUUGAACCCAUCCUUCAAGGCAUUCUGCAGGAGGUUCUACAAUGCCUUCAAGAGGACCUUCUCGAUCAGAUGAUUCUCGGCUUGCUUCGCUACUGCGAGGCGGAUAUUCUUGUCCCGAAACUCAGACUUCUUGGAGCCACCGACCGGGCCCGCAUGGAGCUUCUCGAUGCGUACUCUUGCAAAGUUUGGUUGCUACUUCUUAUGUUUGUCACUGUCUACAAAAACAAGAAGUUGACGCAAGAGUGCCUUCGGUUGCAAGAGCAGUUUCUUGGACCCAGCCUUGCGUCGAUCAGGCAAACAGGAGUACUCAAUCUUCCACCUACCAUCACCAAGCGGCAGCAGAAGAGACUACCGAAGAUGACAUCACGAGAAGCUGACCAGCGUCGUCGUCGCAGCCAGGAACGACAGGCUCGAUGGAGCACGACGAGCGGAGUAUUUAUGCAUCCUGGGUUUGGUAUGCAUGGCGUAGUGCCCUCGGAGCUGGCACCAUCGUACUUGGCUUCUGGAAAGCCAGCUGGUUCUUUGCAUGCCCCUGCUGACCCCAGCUUAGCAGUCAGGACCCGCACCGCAUCGGAGAGAGAGGAACAAGACAGCCAAAGGGAACAAUGUGGGCGAAAGCGGUUCAAGUCUGAGCUGUAG